AUGUCAACUGGUUUGGUGGAGAUUUUGCAAUCUGCAGAGGAUAAAAGACAUACUUUGCUCACUUGGUGCAUAGAAAAUUAUUCAAAAUUGUACUCUUUAAACAAUAACAAUGAUACAAGCAAAGUUAAUGUCGCAAAUACAAUUUUAAAUGAAUUGGAUCAAUUCAUUUGUAAAAUUUCCUUAUUUAGUGAAGAUAACGCAGAAGUAUACAAUUCUCAUUAUAUCUUUAUAAGAAUAUCCCAACUAUACUGUUUAUCUCUAACUAUAGUGAAGAAUGAACACCCAGGUAAAAUAUUCGAUUCUGGUGAAUUAUUAAAUAAAAUUUUAUCUGAAGAAAAUAUUACAAACUAUAUCAAUGAUUCAACCGACAACAAUAACAAUAACAAUAACAAUCCAACGGGCACAUCUACUGCUAGUACUAGCAACAAAAAAUUGAAGAAAAUUUACUUGUAUACACCUGCAAAAGAUUUGGCAUGCACUAUCUUAAUUCAAUUACAUGAAAUUUAUGGUCACGAUUUAUCAUCAUUAGCAAGUUUAAUUUUAACCACCAUCUUUAAAAACUUGAAGAAAUUAAUGGAAAAAUCGAAAUAUAAUCAUGCAAACUUUAUGAUUUUAUUGCUGAAAUUAUAUAAUUCAAUUUUAAGAAAUUCAAAAAAUCACAACUCUGAUAUUUUCACUACUUUCCAAUCAAAAUUUGUAAAGUUAUCAAAAAAUGUCUUUAGUGACAUUUAUAAUGAUAAGCAAGAUUUCCCAGUAAACUUUAUUUCAACCAUUAUAGAAAUCUGGAAAUUUAAUUUUAUUAAUGACACUUUCAUAAAAGACUAUACAAAGGGAAACAUCCUAGAUACAUUAUAUUUGAAGUUCAUUGAACACGAAAUUGGUAUUUAUGGGUUUUCUAAUGAUUAUUCAAGAUUGUUAACUUCAAAGACUUUAUCAGAAAUUUUAUUCCAUUACUAUAAAGUUAAAGAUUUAGUCACUUUGGAUGAGAUCUGGUCUUUCUAUGUGAAAGUAUACACAAAUUCAAUUUCAAGAGAUGUAAAAUCAGGAUGUUUCGAAUCGAUUAUUCAUUUCAUUUGCUUAUGUUUGGCAAUUGAUAGUAACUUCCUCUCUGGAAGUAAUUAUUUACAAAUCAUAAGAUCUCUGAGUAAUAUUUUAAACGAACUGGACUCAAUCGACUAUAAAAUGGAUGAAUUAUCCAGAUCGUUAAGAUAUUUGAAUAAUGUAAACAAACUAUUAUUACCAAGAUUAGGUGAUUUAUCUAAAACCGAAAUUUUAUUUGGUAUUGUAGGAACAAAUGAUAGUGAAAUUGCAGAGUCAUCUGAUGAAUCGCUUUCCAUUAACUGUAGCGUCAAAAAUCAAUGGUUAACAAUUGUUCAACUGGAACUUGCUGAUUCUUUAAUCACGUCUUUGUCAUCUUCUUUUGGAACAGAAGAAAGAAUCGUUUUGAAAAUGAAGGAAAAGUUAUUACGAUUGGCCACUUGUGAUAUAUUCAAUAUUCGUAUUCGUUCAAUUAAAUUAUUAAAGAAGUUUUUCUUCAAUUUUCCGGAAUAUUUAUCUGAUACCAUUGAAGACUGUUUAAAAUCAUUAACAAACGAUUUUAACUUGAAGGAUAAUCAGUUCAUAUUUAAUAAGAAUCACGGCAAUUCCCUGCUAAUCACAAAUUUAAUUGAAAUCUCUGAUAAAAAUUAUGUUUCUUAUGAAUUAAUAAUGAAAAUCACUAUUUUCGCAACAACUUUUAUUAAAAAGCAUACAACUUCGACACACGCAAAUUUAUACUAUAAAGGAAUCGUGUGUUGGAUCUUAUUGAUUGGUUUAAUGAAUUAUAAUGAUGACCAAUAUCUUGCAAUGCAAUCAUCUCAACUAUUUUUAUUCUGGAAAGUUUUACUAACUCAUUCAUUUACUUACCAUAAUGAAGACGAGUUAUAUAAGAAUUUGGAAAUUAGGAACCAUGCGUUAACAUGCUUAUUAACCUUUCUAAAUAAAACUAAAGUCGACAAAGAUAUGGCGAGACAAAUUUCGUAUUUAUUAACGAAAUGUUCUAAUUUCAACCAUUCUGUAACUUUGAAAUCCAAAAAGCUUGAUAGUGUUCUAUUAAUGAAUGAAAACAGAAUCUUACAAAUAUAUUUAAAAAUACAUGACUUUGUUAAGGCUGAUUUUAAUAGUUCAUUAUUAGUGUUGAUUGUUAAGAAUUUUUCGAAUCCAAAUCUAUAUACAGAAGUGUCUCAUUCAAUAUUUUCAUCCCUUUCUGGUGGUGAUAAAAACUAUAGAUCCAAAAAUGAAGGUAAAGAAGAAACUAUUAUGGAGACAACGGUGAAUAAUUUGUUACGCUUAAAUGACGAUUUUGCUUUUGGUUUGUCUAGUAAAGUCAACGGAAGCAAUGUUUUACAAUCUAGUAUUAAAUUAUUGAAAAAAACUUCAUCAACAUCGGAGUUUAAUAUGGAGUGGAACCCAAAUGACUAUUAUUGGUAUUCUUCCUUCGAAAAUGAAGUUCUGAAGCCCAUCUCAUCUUCUUUAUCUGUUGAUUAUUUGGUAAUGUUAUAUGAAAAUCAAGAUUUAAACACAUCCGAAUUCCACACCUCACCAAGAGUUACGACUUCAGUAGUCGAUUCUUCAAUGGAUAUUUUUUCUUUGGUUUUCCCAUAUUUGAAUAACAAAAUCCAAUCUUCAAUAAUAGAAAACCUAAACUUAUCGAUGUUUUCAAGAACUAUAACCCCAUUGAGAAGGAUAGCUAUUGCUGCAAAUGCAUGUGUAGCUAUUCAUAAUUGUUUAUCUAUUAUUCAAGAAAGAGAUCUAAGCUUGGAUGAAAAUGUUGGUCAAUUAUUGAUUGACUCAAUUAAAAAGAUCGAAUUCUACAACGACAGUUACAUUACUCAAUUAAAAGCUGAUUGUAUAGGUUUAACUAUUGCCGCAAUGGUCAGAAAUUCUCCGGAAGAAUUAAAACGUGAUAUCAUUAAGAGGCAAUCACAUAUUUUAAUUAACAAUGUUGUUGAGGUCGACGAACCUCACUUCAGAGUAUUCCAUGCUUUAUCAUUAGCAUCUAUCUUCAAAUAUAAUCCUAAGUUUACUUCUUUCGAGACAAUUUUGGAAGUUAUUAUCAGUUUAGUUAAAGAUCCACACCCAGUUGUCCAUUCAUGGUCACUAAAGGCAUUGCAUAUCUUACUUGAAAAACAUUUGGUUAUCGAUAUUUCAACUACAGCUAAGCUGUUGGGUAUUUUGGAAAGUGUCCUAACAAAUCCUUCCUUUGGUAUCUAUGGUUCUUCAAUUUUACGUUAUAAUUACAACAAACAAUACGAUUCACAUAUUGUAAUUAGUCAAAUUAUUAAAACUUUGACAGAAACUGUUGGUCCUAAUAUCCCUGAGCUACCCAAGAGUUCUAUAGAGUCAUUUAAAAACCUGACUAUUAGUGGUUUACUUUCAAGCAAUAUUGUUUGUCAAAUGUUAAGCACAAAAAUCUAUGAAAAUAUUGCAACCUUUAAGUUAGCAGGUAUCAUGAAUGAUACUUUAUUUAUAAGGUGUUCUAUUAGGACAAUUGUCGAUGUUAUAAAUAUCGGUAUUGGAUCCAACUAUUUUAACUCCAAUUUUACCUUGUCCCAUGAAAUUAUUUCUCAUACUGCAAGUUUAAAAGGCGCGUUUGAGUGCUUUAAGUUAUUUGGACAAUUAUUCAAACUACAAAAGAAACAGUUAUUUGUCAAAGACAUGGAUAGUUUAAGUUGGAUCUACUUAACAUUAUACCCAGAUUCUCCUUGUGUGAUGCAAUAUUUUGUUGAAUGGAUUGAUUAUAGUGUUGAAGAUGAUCAGUAUUGGUUUGACAAGCUUUAUAUGCUUUUCAACAUGCCUAGAUCUAAGAUUUUUGAUAAGUACAACAAAACUAUCUCACAAUUAUUUAAAUCAAAGGAAUAUAAUUCUAUUCAAGAGGCAAAAAUAAAAGGUGAAGAAGAAUUAUCAAUCAACGAUAAUAUAGGUGAUAUAUCUGAACAUAAAGAGGCCGAUAAAGCACAAUGGCAAACAAAGCAAGUUAUUCUAAUUUUAAUAAAGCAUUCUUUGGAGCUAAGUUAUAAGAAUAAAAAAAUAUUAAAUACUUUGAGUAAGCAUGUUCCUGAAUUAAUUAGAAUGGUUUGUCAGGCAUCGGCAAUGAGAAUCAGAACUAUCAAAUCUUUAGGUCUUGAUAUUUUGAAGUAUAUUCUAGAUAUAUUUUCAAAGGUUAAAGAUACUGAAAUACCAGAAAAUUCAAUUCUAAGUCAGCAAGAAGCUCAAAUCAUUAGUGCAUUGAUGCCAACGUUCAACAAAGGUACAUCUCCCGAUAUUGUUGCGUCUGCAAUCAAUGUAGCCGCAGAGUUCCUUGCUUCUGGUGUUGCUCCUUUAAAUAGAUUGGGAAGAAUAUCAAGAUUAUUGAUUGAAUUAUUAACUAGUUUUGACGAAAGAAGUUCAUCUAUUGUUGUUGGUGAAUCAGUGAUUAUAACGCAGAAAGCAAAGAGAAAGAUCGAACUUUCUUUACUAAAUGCUUGGGCUGGAAUGGUCCAAACUUCAUUACAUUCUGAUAACGAGGAAUUGAUUACUUUUACUCAAGGCUAUUGGAGUACUUUGAUACCUCUUUGGAUUAUAUCUCUUCGUGAGUAUGUCAUGGUUAAGUAUGGUAAUACCAACAUCAAUGGAAUGAAUUCAAAUGAUACCUUGUUAGAAUCGAAGAAAACCAAAUUAGAAUUAUACGAAGAUGUUUGGUUAAAUUUUGUUGAAGUAUUAGGUUCUUUAUUAGAUUAUGAUCAGAACUUAAUUCUAAAAUGUUUGAAUAAAGAGGAAAUCGAAAGUUUCAUGUUCAUUCUUUUCUCACAAUGUUUGGAAGCAAUUGUAAUUAAUUUUGAUAAUCAUGACGUUAAAUGCAGGGUUCUUCCAGCGAUUCAUAACGUUUUGAAUUGUAAAGUUCCGCUAACGUUGUUAUUUGAUAAUGACGUCUAUCCAGAACUUAUUAACAUUCUAGAUAGGAUUAUUUUAACUGGUGAAUCUGAUGAAAAGCUAAUUGUCGUGAAUAUUAUCAAUGAUCUAAUUAGUGGAUAUAUUAUUCAAAAUUCUAGCCAAGAGUUGUUUUUACAAGGUAUUGACAAAUUGUACGAGUUGCUACGAUUAUUAAUGAACGUUAUAUCUGAAUUGAUCCCAUUCAUCAAAUAUAAUGCCGUUGUCGAACCCGGCAGUGGUAAAAAAGCAUUUACCAAGGUAGACACUGAACUAUUGAAAAGCGCAUUUGCUGUUUUUGAAUUGAAUGUUAAUAAAUUUGAUGAUGUUUUUAAGGAAGAUUUAUACUCAUGUCUACUUUUUAUUAUUGGACGAAUUUAUGAAGUUGACAACAGAAAUGAUAUUGUCCCAUUAAUUUUGCCAUUACUAAAAUCAAUUAUUUAUAAUAUUCUCCAAAAUGGUACUCAUGUUACAUUGUUGGACGUUUUCUAUGACUCUACCAAGAGUGUAAUAUUCAAUGAAUUAAGUAAGGAAAAUAAAAUUGCUACCAUUCUGAUAUUGUUGACAACUGGAUAUAGUGGAUUUUCUAGAAAGGAAUUAGAUUAUACAUCUGAAUUAUUACUUUCAGCUGUUAAUGAUCCAAAUACAAGUAUUGUUGCAGAACGUGGUUUACAAAGAAUUUUUAACAAUUCUUUAGAUAUGCCAAGCUGUUCUGUAAUAUGUUUGAAUGUAAUUAAGAAAUGUGCCGAAGAUUUUGAUCAAGAGGUCUCUACAGAACAAGCUAAUUUGAGGUUAAAUUUAAUAUCAACUUUUACCAAAAAUAUAUUUGCAAAGGAUAAAUCAAAAUUUCAAUCUGUUUUAGCAUUAUAUUUAUCAUUUGUGAUUUGGUUCUCAGAAUUAUCCACUACGGAAAACAAGACGGUUGCUAAUAUCAUCGUAGAGUUAGUUCAACUUGAUCCUGAUUGUUUCAAAAAUGUUGUAAAUAAUGUCAUUACUUCAAAACAAAAGGUUAAGAUUGAACAAAUUGUAGAAGAAGCAACAUUGGAAUCUUCAAAAGUUAGAGACAAUGAAAACGCUUCUGUAGCUCUAAAGAACUUUAACUGA
Molecule: messenger RNA, 6051 nt
Organism: Vanderwaltozyma polyspora DSM 70294
Lineage: Eukaryota; Fungi; Ascomycota; Saccharomycetes; Saccharomycetales; Saccharomycetaceae
Gene: LAA1
Product: AP-1 complex accessory protein LAA1
Exons: 1
Coding region: 1-6051 (2016 amino acids)
Biological process (GO): retrograde transport, endosome to Golgi; endocytosis; intracellular protein localization
Cellular component (GO): membrane; Golgi apparatus; endocytic vesicle
Source: RefSeq, a predicted model, not a curated record